AUGGCUCAGCUUCCUCCUGGGAUUCGUUUUGUCACUUCGUUCUCUCGAGAUCAGUGGUACAGAGCUUUCAUUUUCUCUCUCACUUUCCUGCUGUAUGCCAGCUUCCAUCUAUCAAGGAAACCUAUCAGUAUAGUGAAGGGAGAGCUGCAUAAGCAUUGUUCAAGUCAAGUUGAACUUGACUCCUACAAAGAAUAUGCUGCCCAGAUCCAGCCUGUCAAAAAGCCAUUUAAUGCCUCUCAGUGUGGAUGGGAGCCAUUUGAUAAGAGCAACUACAAACAGCUCCUGGGAGCGCUGGAUUACUCAUUUUUGUGUGCAUAUGCAGUUGGAAUGUAUUUAAGUGGACUCAUCGGAGAGCGGCUGCCCAUCCGGUACUAUCUGACAGGGGGGAUGCUCGCCAGUGGCCUCUUCACUGCCAUGUUUGGAUUGGGUUAUUUCUAUAAUGUGCAUAAUCUGUGGUUUUACAUAAUGGCCCAGAUAGCUAAUGGGUUGGUGCAAACCACUGGCUGGCCGAGUGUCGUUACAUGUAUUGGUAACUGGUUUGGAAAAGGAAGGAGAGGUUUGAUCAUGGGAGUCUGGAAUUCACACACUUCAGUGGGGAAUAUCCUGGGAUCCUUGAUUGCUGCUUACUGGGUGUCCACGUGCUGGGGUCUCUCCUUUGUGGUGCCUGGGGUCGUCGUGGCUGUCAUGGGGGUUGUUUGUUUCCUGUUCCUUAUUGAACAUCCUAAAGAUGUCAGUUGCUCCUGCACACCAUCCAGUAGUUCUAAAACCUUCCUGAAUGGUGCCUCUCGGUGCAGAAUCCAGAUGCCAACCUUAAAUGCUAAGGAAAAUGGCAAAUCUCAGGAUCCAGAGGUGCAGCAUUUACUCACUGACAGCGAGAGCUGCAGCGUGUCCCUGAGCUCCAGCACUGUGGCCACUGGGGAAGGAAGGCAUGGGACAUCAGCCAUCAGCUUCCUUGGGGCCCUGAAGAUACCUGGAGUUGUGGAGUUCUCCCUUUGUCUCUUGUUUGCAAAGCUGGUGAGCUACACUUUCCUCUUCUGGCUUCCCCUCUACAUCACAAAUGUAGAGCAUCUUGAUGCCAAAAGAGCUGGGGACCUUUCUACACUGUUUGAUGUGGGUGGGAUCUUUGGUGGGAUUUUGGCAGGUCUCAUUUCAGACAGGCUGGAGAAGAGAGCAUCCACCUGCGGAAUGAUGUUGCUGCUUGCAGCACCCACACUAUACAUGUUCUCUGCAGUCAGUAAAAUGGGCCUUGAGGCUACUGUAGUGAUGCUGCUUAUCAGUGGUGCCCUGGUGAAUGGCCCUUACGCCCUGAUCACCACUGCUGUCUCUGCUGACUUGGGAACCCAUAAAAGCCUGAAAGGGAAUGCAAGAGCCUUGUCCACAGUGACGGCGAUCAUCGAUGGGACAGGGUCUGUGGGUGCAGCUUUGGGGCCUCUCCUGGCUGGCCUUAUUUCCCCUUCUGGUUGGAACAACGUGUUCUACAUGCUCAUGGUGGCAGAUGCAUGUGCCUUGCUACUCUUACUCCGUCUUAUCCAGAAGGAACUUCAGUGUCAUGCAGAUCACACCCUGUUCAAAGAGCACUGAGCUAUGAGACCAGAGCUGGGAUAAGGAGUGUGCCAAUGGAUGGAGCUCUUCCCUGAAAACCAAAC
Cinclus cinclus is the source of this 1646-nucleotide messenger RNA. It is a transcript of the gene SLC37A1, whose product is annotated as solute carrier family 37 member 1. The transcript has 19 exons. Lineage: Eukaryota; Metazoa; Chordata; Aves; Passeriformes; Cinclidae. Gene Ontology annotation, biological process: glucose-6-phosphate transport; phosphate ion transmembrane transport. The record is from RefSeq and is a predicted model, not a curated record. Gene Ontology annotation, cellular component: endoplasmic reticulum membrane. The coding region runs from base 1 to 1581 and encodes 526 amino acids. Gene Ontology annotation, molecular function: glucose 6-phosphate:phosphate antiporter activity.